AUGAAUGGAAAAGCGUCGAAUGCUAUUAUUACAGAUCAAGAUCGUGCAAUGAAAAAUGUGAUCACCAUUGUUUUUCCCAACACGCGGCAUAGAUAUUGCUUGUGGCACAUAUUGCGAAAGGUGCCUGAGAAACUUGGUUCCCAUGCUCAAUACAAAUGUGGCCUAAAAAGUAAGUUGCUAUCUUGUGUCUAUGACUCACUUACAAUCGAGGAGUUUGAGAAUUCUUGGAACAGCCUCAAGGAUAGUUUCAACUUACAUGAUAAUGUAUCGUUGCAAAGCUUAUAUGCGGAAAGAGAGUUUUGGGUGCCAGUAUAUUUAAAGAACUCGUUUUGGGCUGUAAUGAGUACAACUCAACGCAGUGAGAGUAUGAAUGCUUUCUUCGAUGGCUACGUGCAUGCUAGGAUAAUCCUUAAAGAGUUUGUUGAUCAGUUUGACAAUGCAUUAAAGAAAAAAAUUGAGAACGAAAACCAAGUUGACUUCAAUUCAUUUAACUUCACCAUUACUUGCAUAUCACACUUGGCUCUUGAGAAGAAGUUUCAAUAUGUAUACAUAAAUUCAAAAUUUAGGGAGGUUCAACAAGAGAUAACAGGAAUGAUAUAUUGUCAUUGUCGUUUCGAGAAAAUGGAUGGAGUAAUCGCAACUUACUUGGUCGAUGAUCAAGUUAAGGCUAAAGAUUUCAUCAAGGAGGUUAUGUAUCCUCUUUACUUUAAAGAGACCGAAUGUGAGGCGAAGUGCCUUUGUGGGUUGUUUGAGAUGCGAGGGAUAAUAUGUAGACAUAUUCUUGCCAUAUUUUCAGCUAAGAAAGUUCGUGAGUUGCCGGAAAAGUACAUAUUAGAUUGGUGGAGAAAAGACAUAAAACGUAAGUAUACUAUUAGUUUGAGUAGUUAUGACGUUGCUGAUCAGAGACCCAAAACUGUUAGGUAUAAACGUAUAUUGAAACUUUCAAUGAGGUAA
This is a messenger RNA of Juglans microcarpa x Juglans regia, 954 nucleotides long. RefSeq names its product protein FAR-RED IMPAIRED RESPONSE 1-like. Bases 1 to 954 code for a protein of 317 amino acids. The record is from RefSeq and is a predicted model, not a curated record. Gene Ontology annotation, biological process: regulation of DNA-templated transcription. NCBI's taxonomy places the organism in Eukaryota, Viridiplantae, Streptophyta, Magnoliopsida, Fagales, Juglandaceae. The transcript has a single exon. Gene Ontology annotation, molecular function: zinc ion binding.